UCAGCGGUUCGAUGUGCACGAAUUUGUUAGCCUACGUUGCAAAAAUCCAGACUCGUCACGAAAGUUGCUCCACUUAGUAUUUUUUUAAAAUGCCGAGAAAAACGCAGCGUGUGGUACUUAAUAACCAGGCAAGAGAUAUUAUAUCAAAAGUGUAUGAUUUCAUGAAAAAUGAAGCAAAAAAUAAUUAUGCGGAAAAACUAACCGAUGCACGAUGGAGAACCGCACAGGCAGCUGGAGUAUCUGAAAGUACAGUGACUAGAAUUCUACGCGAGAAAAGAAAGAAAAAUACAAAACCUGCUACGGAAUCGGAUUCAUCUAUGGAGACGGAUGCAAUAGAUGCUGCAGUCCCAAUUACGGAGAUAACAGUUAAAUCAGAGCCGACUACGGAGACAAAUGUUAAAACAGAGCCGAUUACGGAGACAAAAGUUAAAACAGAGCCGACUACGGAGAUAUCAGUUAAAAUAGAGCCGACUACGGAAUGGGAUGUUUUCCUUGAAAAUGAAGCGAGUACGUCAAAGAGCAGAGAUCCAAUCAAAACAGAGACCACGACACCAUGAACGCAGAAUAUUACUUAGUGACGUAAUGAAAAACUAAUACCAAAUGCACAUUUUGAAUCAAGCUUUUGUUCGAAUAAAUAAAGAUGUCUUGUUCAAUACCUGUCAGCAUGUGGAAAAAAUAGAAGACGACUACAUGAAACACUGUGACUUUAAUUUCCGUUGUAAUAAAUUUAUUGACAUCAGACAUUUCUGAAACGAAUGAUUGACGAUUUAAAAUAAUGUUAUUUUAUUUCAUAAUAAAGUUCUCUGUAACUU
Molecule: messenger RNA, 812 nt
Organism: Ostrinia furnacalis (Asian corn borer)
Lineage: Eukaryota; Metazoa; Arthropoda; Insecta; Lepidoptera; Crambidae
Exons: 2
Coding region: 90-557 (155 amino acids)
Source: RefSeq, a predicted model, not a curated record